This is a messenger RNA of Prunus avium (sweet cherry), 1961 nucleotides long. It is a transcript of the gene SKD1, whose product is annotated as AAA-type ATPase family protein. Lineage: Eukaryota; Viridiplantae; Streptophyta; Magnoliopsida; Rosales; Rosaceae. Gene Ontology annotation, biological process: vacuole organization; endosomal transport. Gene Ontology annotation, molecular function: ATP binding; ATP hydrolysis activity. The record is from RefSeq and is a predicted model, not a curated record.
GAUUUCCCUUACAACCAUUCAUUUUUCAAAAUUUCUAUUUUUUUUGGUGCUGAAAAUUCCAUCAAGAAAGAACGAACCUUCCCUCUUGCAACACAGAUGGACUAAAUAGUAUUCCAUUUUCCAAACGCGUCCUCUUGACAAAAGUAAAAUUACAAGCACAAUCCUCUUCUCUCCCCUCCGUUCUUCUGACUCUUUUUCCCGAGAAACAAACAAGUCUUAACAACGAAGAAGUAAAAUCUAGGGCUUCUGCACCUGGAAACCAGCCUCCGAUCCCCGAUUUUCUCUUAAAAUCACCCAUCGGAUGAAAUUAUUCAAACCCUAGGGUUUUUUUUUCCUGACCUCCCCUUUUCAAUUUCGAUUUCGAUUCCGGUUCCGGAAUUUCGAAUUCUAUAUGUGUGAUCGGUCAGAGAAGAGCCACAGAAAUGUAUAGCAAUUUCAAGGAGCAAGCGAUAGAAUACGUGAAGCAAGCCGUACAGGAAGAUAAUGCGGGAAAUUACGCCAAGGCGUUCCCUUUGUACAUGAACGCCUUGGAAUACUUCAAGACCCACUUGAAGUACGAGAAGAACCCUAAGAUCAAGGAAGCCAUAACCCAGAAGUUCACCGAGUACUUGCGCCGCGCCGAGGAGAUUCGUGCUGUGUUGGAUGACGGCGGCCCCGGGCCUGCAUCCAACGGGGAUGCGGCUGUGGCCACCAGGCCCAAGACCAAACCCAAAGACGGGGAGGGCGGCGACGGUGAGGAUCCGGAGCAGGCUAAGCUCCGGGCCGGGCUCAAUUCGGCGAUUAUAAGGGAAAAGCCCAAUGUGAAAUGGAACGAUGUGGCUGGUUUGGAGAGUGCCAAGCAGGCCUUGCAAGAGGCAGUUAUAUUACCCGUCAAAUUCCCGCAGUUCUUUACUGGCAAGAGACGGCCAUGGAGGGCUUUUCUAUUGUAUGGGCCUCCUGGAACUGGGAAGUCAUACUUGGCCAAGGCUGUUGCAACUGAAGCAGACUCUACAUUUUUCAGUAUUUCUUCUUCAGACCUGGUUUCAAAGUGGAUGGGUGAGAGUGAAAAGCUAGUUUCAAACCUUUUCCAAAUGGCUCGUGAUAGUGCCCCAUCCAUCAUCUUCAUCGAUGAGAUAGAUUCAUUAUGUGGGACACGUGGAGAAGGCAAUGAGAGUGAAGCUUCUAGACGAAUUAAGACAGAACUUCUUGUGCAGAUGCAGGGUGUGGGAACGAAUGACCAGAAAGUUCUUGUUCUCGCAGCAACGAAUACUCCCUAUGCACUUGACCAGGCCAUUCGGCGACGUUUCGACAAGCGUAUAUACAUUCCCCUUCCAGAUGCAAAGGCUCGACAGCAUAUGUUCAAAGUGCAUCUAGGAGAUACUCCUAACAACUUAUCAGAAAGUGAUUUUGAAAGCUUAGGUCGCAAAACUGAGGGUUUUUCGGGUUCAGAUGUUGCUGUUUGUGUUAAAGAUGUUCUCUUUGAACCUGUUCGCAAAACCCAAGAUGCCAUGUUCUUUUUCAAGAGUGCUGAUAAUAUGUGGAUACCAUGUGGACCAAAGCAACCCGGUGCUAUCCAAAUCACCAUGCAGGAGCUGGCGGCAAAAGGACUUGCUUCACAGAUCCUUCCACCUCCAAUCACAAAAACAGAUUUUGAUAAGGUGCUUGCUAGACAGAGGCCAACAGUGAGCAAAAGUGACCUUGAUGUCCAUGAGAGAUUCACAAAAGAGUUUGGAGAGGAAGGGUGAUGAAUUUUCUGUAUUUAUAUAUCUCAUUGAUCCACACUUAUCAUCAGUGCAGUGGCCAUGAAUUGUAUUUUAUUUCCUAGUGCUGGAUGGAUCUAAUGAAUUACAUACUCUGAAUUAGUUUCUUCAAUGAGGAAGGUGACAUGACCUCCCUUUUCUGUAUUCAGAUGAAAAUACUGGUGUUUGAACAUCUUGAAUGGCUUGUUUUCAAAUUGUGUAAAGGACAGUUGAAAAAAUAUU